CCGAUACCUCAUUCUGCCGACCCGUUUUUUGUGUUAGUUUGGGUCGGCGAACAAAAUAAAGGUUUAUACUAGAAUCGAGUCUACUACUCAGGUUCUUUGCGAAGAUCGUGCUCCCAUUAAGUUGUAUGAACGACUCAUGUUGGUCCUCGCGUAAUAUACACGACCAGUGAUAAUCAUAAUUAUCAUGGAGCGACCUCCUUGUUCAUCAACUUACGCUGCCGAAGAUACUACAGCUGCCUUUGGUGCGAUGGACGGUCCUCAACAUCGGAUGUUGUACGCCGACGAGGCGCACCAGCAGAAUCAACCUCCAAACGGCGCCCGUGUAGUCGACCCCCGUGAUCCGUCCCGCCUACUGUUCCAAGAAGGACAGCAGCACAGUCGUGUAGGAGCUGUUGAGGCGAGCACAAUGUAUGCAUCAAACAACGGGAGUUGUUCUUACGACUACUACGAGAAGAUGAACCUGAACACGAACAGGGCAGUGGUUGAGCGAGAUGAACCCCUGCUGCACCAUGCUAGCCUGCCCCUGGCGGAGCACCACGACCAGGAACAUGAUAUUAAAUAUCAUCAUGAUCAUCCUGCCCCAGCACUACGCUCCUCGUCCCACCAUGACGCGCACGACAAGAACCUUCAGCAGGAAAGGAUCCGCACGUUGCGGGUGACCCUGACUGACGCGUCGGGGUUUUCGCACUGCAGCUCCGGGAAUAUUGUGUUGAUCGAGAACGAGUACCCGCUGGAGGCCUUCCGAAAGAUCCACAAGCACGCGUUGAUGAUGCUGGUACAGAUCAGCAUCAACUAUCAAGUGCAAAAAUCCCUGGAUGUCCUGAAGCUUGUAAACUUGUCAUGCAGGUUUUUCAUGACCCAUGAGGUCUAGAGUCAGGACUUAGCAUGUUGACAGACUCGGUGAGGAGGUCUCUGCCAUGUCAAUCCUGCAUGGUAACCUUGGUCGAAAGUGGACAGCUUUUUGCACUCAUGCAACACAAAUUUUUGCAUGUUUCGGAUUUAGCAUGACAAGUUGCAAUCUUUCAGACAUCCAGGGAUAGUUGCAAUGCAUAUCAACAGCGAUCAUACGAUGGGCUGUUCAACAUCGGCUUCUGGCGGUACUACUGCGCUCAUGAUGAACAACAUGAUGAUGCCCAACAGCGGAGGUGGAGUAGUUCCCGGUAGCUCUUACAACAACCCGCAGUAUGGAAUGAACUCCGGGACAUACAACAACCCGAUCGCGAACUCGAUGCAGUACCAGCUGUGGAUUUUCAACGAGGCUUUUGGGGUGCGACACCUGCUGAACCCGCAACAUCUGCUGGAGUCCAGUCUGUGGCACGGGAAAAUCGAGUAUCAAAUGUAAAAAUGUCUGGGUCUGGAAGAAUGCAAGUUUGUCAUGCUUGUCUGGCAUGACUCUUAAAUCUGUCAUGCACAUUAACAAAGAGCCCCACUUUUCUGUCAUGCAGAAACGUAGUUUGUCAUGCAGAAUAGGCAACACCUAGAAGCUCAGAAACUUGUCAUGCUGAGCCAGCAAUUGUGGCCUCCUCAUGAUAUGCCACACAGCAUCAUAAGUUUCCAGACCCAGACAUUUUUACAUUUGAUAUCGAGAUCCAGUUGUACGUGAACGGGCAGAAGCCGCCACAGCUGCUGGUUUCCUCCUCUAUGCUGAGUAAAAACGUACCCACACCAGAGUUGUAAUGCAGAUUUGCAAAGACAGGAAGACUUGUAAUGCGCAUCCCCAUGAGAGCCAAUUCCAAUCGUGUUUUGAAAUUUGUGAUGCUGUGAACAGGAUGAGCAGAUGAAUCUGUGACGCGGCUGCACUUGCUAACCUGCACUACACUACGAACUGCAACUUGUCAUGCGUGAUUCACAAAACUCCUAGGUUUGUGUUGCAAAAUCCCCAUCCUGACUCUGGUGUGGGUACGUUUUUCCUCAGGAUAUCCUCCUGCUCAACUUCAUCGUCGUCGUGGUCCAGUGGUAAUAGUAUCAUGCUUAAAAACACCACGGCGAGGACAACGACGGCAGCUGCACACAAUGGUCAUCUUCAGGGCUACAAUCAUCUUCACGACACGUCAACAUCAUCAACCCUUGAACUUGAUCAACAGGACUGUCUCUCUAUGAAUUGCAAAAGUAUUGUACUCGUAUAAAUGCAUUACAAAUUUCCUCAGCAUGAGAAAUAAAAACUUGUAAUGCAGAUGCACCUUAAAAAGGAGAUUUGUAAUGCAUGAUCGCAAUACGAGUGCAGUGCAUACUCUCCGCAACGACCAGCCAUCCGGGGAGAUCGACGGUGCUGGGAGGCGGAGAUUAUCAAAUGUAAAAAUGUCUGGGUCUGGAAGAUUUGAACUUGUGAUGCGCAUUUUCGAACACAGAAAAAUCUCUCAUGCAUCGGUAGCAAAAGCUGCUCAAUUCUGUUGCCAAAAUGGGGGAUUUCUGAUGCGGGUUCGGCAUUGCGGAAGCUUCUCGAAACCUGUGAUGCUAGAGCUUCCAUGCCAGACCUUCUGUGUCAUGCAAAAACAGCAUGAAUCUUCCAGACCCAGACAUUUUUACAUUUCAUAGAGAUGAUCAUCGUCUAACAAACGACUGCGAGGUGGAACAAGAACACAGCAGCUCGACGUCCACGGAACAAGUAGUAGAGAAAAUUCCAAGGCGCGGAAAGAACAGCAGUGGUAGUGGAUCAUCCUCUUUUUCCAGUGCCUCUGGUUGUACAACUUCCUCGUUCGUGGGUCCUCGUCGUGAAGAGGAUCAAGAUGAAGAUGAAAAAAGCAGUGCGAUCAGCUCAAUUGGUGUAGUGGGCGCAGCUCCUGAUCCACCUCGAGAAGGAGGAGGCACUUCAUCUGCAGACGGAGGCGAGCAGGGUGAAGAACAUUGUGGUCAAGUACUGCUGCAGAGUGAAACAAAUCCAGCCGGCACGUCAGGAACUACGAGCGCAAUCGGCAAUAAAACGAGCCCUCGGUUUUCCUUCUCCCGGCAGCCGACCUUCUCUAGUACUACCUCGGACGAGGAGGAGGAAAACGAACACGAGAACGAGGAGGGGAUGAAUGCUCACAGUUCAUCUUCUGCAAACAACAGCAGCAGCGAGGAAACGACCGCGAGCGGCGAAAUAAUCCCACGACGAGGCCGCCAGCACGGGCGUAAUUCUAAUUUGACCGAGCAGGACAUUCCCUGCAGCUCCGCGACGAGCUCCUUCUACACCAAAACUAUGGAGAAGGACCACUUCUACACAGGCGAAGACAACCACUCCGCCACGGCGGACAGUAAUUUCGCCACGCUCGCACCCUCCAGCGACUUUUACCUGCACUCCCGCGCGGACCCGAUGAGUCACGUGGGUGAAAACGCAAGCAGUUCCUGUGGGCAGAGUGAACAAGUAGGUCUUGUUCACAACGCGGGCGACACGACGAGGACCAUGUCGAUGGCUUUGUCGUAUCAGCAGCAGCACAAUCCAAGGCUGAACUUGAUGCACAAGCAACAUAAUGUUCAUCUUGACCUCCAGUAUGAUACUUCUACGCACACGCAGCAAGGGCCGCAAGGGGCAUGUAGUUCUCAACUUCAACAACAUCAGUUGCAGCAACAUGAUGCGGGUUUACUAAAUAAUCCCGCUUGCGCAACAUCUGUCGUGACAUCUACUUCCAGGUCAGGCGCACCAACAACUACGUGCUCGUGUAGCCACUCGCAGCAGGAGCUUGUUGUUUCGAAACAAAACAAGAAGUCUUCACUGAAACAUGAUCCGAAUACAUUACGGAAUAAAAGACCCCUGCCCGCCUCCGCCUCCGACCCGAACGAGCUGCACGCGCAGUGCGAGCCGUUUUUCAUCAAGAAGUCGAUUCUGAAGCUGCAACGAUGGUUGAAAAAACUGUACCAAAAUCCGCGGAACGAGUACCAAUUGAUGGAAUCCAUGGAGAAGCUGUUCCACAGCCACUGCGACCGCUGCAACACCUUUGGGUUGAACUGGGAUCUGAUCCUGCUGCACCCGGAUCCGGACAUGCUGCUGCAAGAAAUUUUGCAGAAAACCCAGCUCUAUGAAGUGCAAAAGCAUCGUACUAGUAUAAAUUGCAUUACAAAUUUCCUUAGAGUGACAGAUGAAAUUGGGAAUGCUGGCUUAGCUAUAGAAAGGCGAUUUGUCAUGCAUGUCUGCAAUUAGUACGAGGGAGUGCGAUACUUUGUUUUGCACAGCAUAGGCUCCUACCGCCGCUGAGUAACACCAACCAGCACAACAACUCGUCCUCGAACGCGACCUCCAGGUCGAGUGGGGGCACCAACGCGCGGAUACAACAGGUUGCACAUAUUAACAAUAACGCAGGUGGAGGUGGCAGGCGGACGACCUCGAGAACUGCGGGGAGCGGGAUGAAAAAAACCUCCGGAGGCCGGCGCGCAAUAAGUAGGACUGCUGAGGGUCACCAGGAUACUACAACAACGGGGGGAAAGAACAACAAUAUCAUGAAACACAACAUCAAAAGCGGAAAAAAUCGGCGCGGGCAUCAACUACAGGGGACGAACGACAGGAGGGACGAGAGCGUCGGUGAGGUAGUAGUUGCAACAUCCAAAAAGAAGCAGAAGAGAAGCUCCUCGGCGUCAAAAGAGCUUCUGCACCAAGAUCGUCCACAAGAAACGGAGGAAGCGAGAAUGUUGAAUCUUCGUCGGAAAGCUAGCAAAGACAGCAACAUGGCUUCACAUCUCCUUCCCGGAGCAGCCUUUUGUGGCCACAAAGAUUCCUCUCCGCCUGCAGUGAAUGCUGACGAGCAAGGCGAGAAUUAUAAGGAGGGAGAAAUAAUCAUCAAUCACCGGGACAGCAGCUGCCACAAGCACUCUCGCAGCGACUCGAAAAAUUCCAGGAGCAGCGGUAAAGAACAACAUGCGAACAAUAACAGUAAACGCAACAGCAAAAACAGAAGCGGCAACUUGAAGAUUGAUUUGAAGACAAAGAUCAUUCGUACGGAUUCGAACAGCACCACUCACAACAAUGCCACCGCCACACUGGCCGAGAUGACUUCUUCUUGUUUGCAAAAUUCCAUUUCCCGCACAAUUUCCGCGACCAAAGCAGCCACGGCGUUUCAAGCCAUAGAGGACACGACGUACACAGGUGGAGCGAGCAACAUUGGUCGUGCAGCAGCUCCUUUUUCAUCUACUCAGGAACAACGCGAUGAAGCAGGUCUAGAAGUUGUACAGCGCGACAGAACUACUGAACUGAUCGUCCAGCCGUUGACGGAGGAAAAGAUCGAAAAUUUGAUGAAAUCCGGACCCAGCACGGUAGCCGUACUGUCGCAAAUGAACCACCUGAACAUCAAUCCGAAUACCGACCACGUCCACACGGCUGGUGGUUGCGGCAAUAAAUUAUCGUCGCUGAAUGCGAUCGCUAUAGGAACAACAAAUAACCUGAAUCAGAACCUCCAGGAGGCCACGACGCCGAUGAUGGUGGGCCACGGGUCGAUCUUGGAUGAGGAAGAACAGCGGGAGGACGAGGAAUACCUGCGGACCCGACGGAGCAAAAAGAACGAAGAAUUGCUGCUCAAAUCCCGGAAAAAUAUCGACGAGUGCACGGAGAUCUCUUCGCCGCGGGAAAUUCUGGACGAGGAAGAUGCCGACGAGGAAGACGAGGACCACGGGGGCCUGCAGCAGCUUCACGGGGACGACUGCGAUUUUGAGAAUGAGAAUUCGUUGUACCGAGGCGGUGAGCACGUCGGAGGACGAGGAGCACCAGCUCCAGGUGGUGGUCACCAGAUCCACCUUGGGACGACAGACGACGAGGACGACGACCUCAUUGUCGACGCUGGGGACAUAUCCUGUGCAAAAGUAUCGUACUCGUAUAAAUGCAUUACAAAUUUCCUCAGCAUGACAAAUAAAAUUUGUGAUGCGGAUUUACCUUAAGAAAAAGAUUUGUAAUGCAUGACUGCAAUACGAGUACGAUAUUUUUGCAAUGCAUAGGACACGUUUGGCUGCGUCACGGAGAUCGACCUGGGCACCAUGAAUUAUGGCAAUCUCAACUGUUACAUUCUCAACUGUUACAUGAAUUUGCCAUGCAAGAAUGGCAAAAAUGAAAGGAGGGAGCUUGCGCGUCUUGCAUGACAGAUUUGGUAGAGAUUUAGACGCUGUUUAGCCAUGCGAGAACUUGUCAUGCGAAGCAGCUUGAUCGUCUGGUGGCUCAUGGUCAUUUUGCAUGACAAAUCAUGUAACAGUUGAGAAUGUAACAUUUGAGAACGCCAUAUGAAUCACUCCUUGAACAACCACUCUGACAGUAAUUCCAGCACCCAGGAGGACGACUUCACGCCGACCACAAACCAAAGCAGCCGGGGCCGCGCGAACAAGAAUUCGUUCGGCUGUUUGACCCUCCGGGAGCACCACGGGCGACGGAUUAAGUGUGAGCAGGGCCGACAGCACAACCUGCUCAGCCGCUCCACCUCGGAAAACAACCAGAGCAAGGGGACCACGAACAUGAGCUCCUCCUUCGGAAUGUCCACGACUAUGACUGCGCAACAGCGCAGGAGCGGCAGCAAGAGAAGCAGCGGAAUGAGGAUGGGCGGUGGAACUACGUUCAACAAUAAUGGUAGUUCGAGCAGGGGGCACCAGAUGAGAGAAAAUGGUCAGGCAAGAACAAACCAUCACAAUGAUCCCAAGUUCAAGGCAGGCAGGUCGAAUUCGAAGCACAGGUCCUCGGGAGCAGCUCCGCGCGGAGGUCACAGCAGUGGUGAACAACUAAAUCGCGCGUACCAACAUCCGACCGGUGCUCGUACUUCCGCUACGUCGAAUAGUAGAAACCACCACCACAACACAGCGGCGCAGCGCCAGCACAAUCAGUCCACGUUAUUUCAGAACGAGUUGAAUCACAAAAUCAACGAAAUGGAGGAGGUAUCCUGGGCAAAAGUAUCGUACUCGUACUAAUUGCAGAUAAUAUGCAUGACAAAUCAAACUAUUCAUCUGAAAUAGCAUGACAACUUGCAUUUUUGUUCUUGGGAAAAUUUGUAAUGCAAUUUCUACUAGUGCGAUACUUUUGCAGUGCAUAGGAGGAGCUCUACGUGUUGAAGAAGUGCAACCUCAUCUACAUUCUCGCCACCCCCCUGGAUAAGAACAAGUUUGGGCAAAACAACGCAAAUUCGAAUAAUUCGACAUCCAACGGAGGACGUUACAAUGCACACAACCAGCACGGUGUUGUUGAAAAUAAUUACAACGCCGCGGCUGGAGGUAGUAACGCAACUAGUGGCUCGACGGUGAAAAUCGAAACGGUGAACAACGCGUUUCAGCUGUUGCGCAAGCGGAUUCGAAACAUCGUGCUGACCAUCGGCGAUGCGUUCAAGAAGCGAUUGGAGCAGGCUUUGUACAUUAACGAGCGGACCGGACAGCUGACCUGCUUUGGCUCGAGCAGCAACACCAACUGUGGUAAUGGGACUCAAGGCAGCGGGUUGGUGCACCAGCACAAUUCGUCCUCCGCCGCGGCAGCCCACAGCUCGCUGCACAGCAGCAAUUCCAACCACAACGCCGUGAACUCCACCAUUUACGGGUUUUCUAAUGCGCGCAACAGCUCGUCGACGCAACACCUGCUUGCGGGCGGGGGCGGGGGUGGAGUCAUGGGUGGAACAAAUGGUAAUAAUGGUGCGCACACCUCCCUACUGAACAAUAACGGGAUGUUGGACAGAAAUGCACAGCAAAAUCAAAAUGCAAAUCAUAACAACCAGCAGAAUAGCCAGCAGCUGUCCUUCCAGACCCUGGUGCAGAUUUACCUGCUCAUUUCCCAGGUGGUCGAAGCGUACACGAACCUCUUCUCGGGGAUCGGCGGAUCGGGGUCCGCGGUGGAGCUGCGGGCGCUGUCGCACGCGGAGGAUAUCACAAUGAAAAAUGCCCCCUGACCGGAAUUUGCAAAAGUCUCUCAUGCAAAGUUUCCAAAUGCAAGCGUUUUGUGUUGCAUGAAAGGACUGCGAGGUGGGAGCCUUUCUGACGCAGAAUCUAGCUGCGCGGCAAGGUAUCCCUUGCAUAACAGAUCCGCCUGCUGUUGGGCUCCUUUGCAACACAGAUUUGAGCGUCUCAGCAACUAAAACUUGCGAUGCUCAUAUAAAUAUGCAAGACGGGAAAUGUUUGUAUUGGAAAGAUUUGCAAUGCAAAUGCGGCUAAAUUCAUCUGGGGUGGGGGCAUUUCUCACUGUGAUAGAGGAAAAUUUAGGUUCUUGGAACAUGGUGGAGCGCAUCUAUUCCGGGAUUUUGUCCGACGUCUUGGAGUACGUGGAGGGGUGUCUGAACCGCUUCGAGUACCUUUUCAAGUCGUCCGUUUUGUGCAAGAAGGUCACGGAGCUGUUCCCCUACACGAAGUUCCCGCUGGACGUGGCCAUAUGGAUUGCAAAAAUAAAUGUGUCUGGAAGAUUCCAGGAGUUUGUCAUGCAGGUUUUCCAUAACCCAUGACAUGAGGUCUGGUAUGCAGGACAUAGCAUGACAGAUUCUGCGAAACCUUUCCAAUGCCUAUCCUGCAUGGGAAACUGCCUCUCGAUUUUUAGGUCAAAAGUGCACAACUUUUGGCAAUCAAGCAACACAGUUUUUUGCCUGAUUCAGAUUUAGCAUGACAAGUUGCCAUCUUCCAGACCCAGACAUUUUUACAUUUGAUAGACCAUGACCGACUACCAUUUUUACCAGAAGGGCUGGAAAUCCACCGGGUUUCUGGCACGGUGCAAUCUCAAGGCGGACCUGCGGCUCAGGAUGAAUUAUGUUGGGCCGCAUCAACUCUCCGCUACAUCGUCCGCGUUUGGGCUCGCGGGGGGGAGUAGAUUAUCACUGCGGGAUGUUAAAGAUAAGGAUAACCUUCGAAGUUGUGCAACAACUACUGCUUGCCGCGGCGCGCCGCAGCAUUCAGGAUCUGCAAUUGUCUCCUCCUCGCAUCAUGAUAUCAAUUCCUCGUCCUCGUCCAUGGCCUACCACCGCCAGAAAAAGCUCCUGCUGCACAGCAAGGCGCUGCUGUACUUGAAAAAUAACCGGAAUCACGUCAAGGAGCCCCCGGUCACGGCGAGCAAUGCUGGUGGAGCCAACUGCAAUUUGACACACAACUUCUACAACCAUAAUUUCUCUCGAAAUAAUUACGGCAAGAGAAAUUAUAACUGUAGUUCUGGAGCAGGUGGAAUGUUAGCUCUGCCAGAUUACGGCCAGAAUAAUCAGCAGCUCCACUACAACGGCACGCACCACGACAACUACUACAAUAAACACUACCAAAUCGAUGUUGAAACCGGACAAAACAACUCGAAUCUGGUGGACCACGAGGUAUUUCGCAUGAACAAGUCCUUUUCCAAGUACUACAGCGUGCGGGCGGGAUUUACGGGCAGUCUGAUAUCGCAAGAAAAAACUGCUUCACUGUGAACUUGUGAUGCAGGAAAUGGAACACAGAACUACUUGUCUUGCUACACCUGCAAGACAUUGGAUUUUCAAGCGUGUUUUCCCUUGGGAAGCGCGCAUGACAGAUUUUCAGCGUCAUGUGUAACAAACUUGUGAUGCAGAUCUUGCAAAAUCAUCAAAGUGAAACAGUUUUCCCUGCGAUAUCUGAUCAAGCAAGACUACAGCAUGCACCUGGUGCAGCAGCACGACGACCCUCAAAUGAGCAAGCUUAGCUUCGUAUCAAAUGUAAAAAUGUCUGGGUCUGGAAGAUUGCCAGGUUUGUCGUGCGCAUUUUGCAUGACUUCUGAUGUCUGUGAUGCAUGCGCUAGCAUCACAAAUUUUGUGAGGGCUUCCUGAUGCCUAUACCGCAUGACAAAUGCUCUUUUCGUGUAGCAAAACUUGGACUCUCUUUGCUCCUCAUGCAAUGCAUAUUUUUUUAGAAUCCAAAAUCAGCAUGACAAGUUGGAUUCUUCCAGACCCAGACAUUUUUACAGUUGAUACUUCGAAGACGUUGGGUCGUUGCAGCCACUACACAGCAAUUACAACUAUCGUGAAGAUCCUGACCGAGCGGGCUCCGCGGAGCAUAGCGUGGGUGGUGUUGUUGAAAACAACUAUCGUGGUCCUCUUCAUCAUGGAUCGAGUACUAGUAACACUUUCAACAUUGACGAGAUGCAGCAGCAGAAGCAUUACCCGGGCACCACCGCGACGAGAGGCGGUACUAAUAAUUUUUCCGGGCGAUACAACCACCACCAGCGCCAGUCUGGCGGCAACAUCAAUAGCAGCUCCUGCAACAACUCGGCUCAUAUGAACGAGAACAACCUGGUGAUUCUCCGGCUGUGCCCCUCCCGGAAUUUUCACUACAGCUUGAUCCUAGCGGAAAAGCCUACCACACUGUGGCGCAACGUGUACCGGAAGGCCAUGCGGUACUUAUCAAAUGCAAAUAUGUCUAGGUCUGGAAAUGUUGAAUCUGUGUUGCAUUUUUCACAUUCCUAAGAAAUCUGUAUUGCAUAAGCAGCAAAUAAACCGCCACACUCUCGCUUUGCAAAAGCGCAUUUUGUAAUGCGUUCUGCGCAUGAGAAAGCGUUUGAAACAUUUGUCAUGCUGCACUGCACUUACCGGCGCCGUCAAUCAUGACCAUUCAGCAUUACAACUUUCCAGACCCAGACAUAUUUGCAAUCCAUAGUGCUACGGGCUCGACUACAUGGAGCUGUCCGCCUUCCGGUCCGCGACGCACUUGCUGCCGGAGGAACCGUAUCAACUGUAAAAAUGUCUGGGUCUGGAAGCGUCAUGCUGUUUUUGCAUGACACAGAAGGUCUGGCAUGGAAGCUCUAGCAUCACAGGUUUCGAGAAGCUUCCGCAAUGCCGAAUCCGCAUGACAAAUCCCCCAUUUACAUUUUGGUGACAGAAAGUGGGCAGCUUUUGCCACCUAUGCGUGAGAGAUUUUUCUGUGUUCUGAAAUGCGCAUCACAAGUUGCAUUCUUCCAGACCCAGACACUUUUGCAUUUGAUAAACCGAUUGGCAACCUGUUGUCUUCCAAGUUGUUCCACUCCAUCAUCGUCACCCGCCCCACCGAAAUGUCGACGGCGGACCGGAUUUCGCUGGACCUGAUCCGCAUUUUGGAAGAGGACUAUUCCUUGGACCGGGCGACGAUGCAGCUGACAUUGGACAUCCCCCAGGAGUACCUGUUAUGCACUGCAAAAGUCUCGUACUCGUACUAAUUGCAGCUAUGCAUUACAAAUCUAGGCUGUUGAGGUAAAUCCGCAUUACUUGUAAUGCUGAGCGAAUUUGUAUUGCAAUUUGAAUUUAUACUAGUACGAUACUUUUGCAGUUCAUACCUGUGCCUGCCGCACAUUGAAGCCAGCCGCUUCAUUGCGGACCUCUUGGUUUUGCCGUACGAAAUCACGACGAGCUCCUCCUCCUCGAGUUCCACUUCUUCCCCAAACGCAGCUAUGGGAGUGUCAGGAUUGAAAUCGACAAAGUUGAAAUAACUUGUAUAUGCAUAUUAAAAUCGAUACCAGUUGGAAGCCCAAUUGCCAAGGGGCGCAUGACAAAUUUCGGCACCGUCUAAAUCCAGUUUGUCAUGCUGUUUAGGGAUAGAAGGCGUCCUUUGUCAUGCUACUUCAGCAGCUGCAUCGCAGACCCCAAACAGGCUGACAGUCGGCCUCACUUGCCAUCCCUGCAAGAGAGGCGCUUCAUGCCUUCCAAUUUAUGCAUGAGAAAUAAUUAUUUCAACUUUGACGAUUUCAAUCCAGACGCUUUCAUAGCAGCAUCAGGAUCAUCCUCUAGCAACCUCGCGUCCUCGUCGGUGGACAAUCCGAAGCACAGCACGACCUAUCAAAUGUAAAAAUGUCUGGGUCUGGAAACUUGUGAUGCUGGGUGGCGUAUCAUGAGGAGGCCACAAGUGCUGGCUCAGCAUGGCAAGUUUCUGAGCUUCUAGGUGUUGCUUAUUCUGCAUUACAGCCUGCGUUUCUGCAUGACAGAAAACUGGCGCUAUUCGGUAACGUGCAUGACAGAUUUGAGAAUCAUACCAGACAAGCAUGACAAACAUGCACUCUUCCAGACCCAGACAUUUUUACAUUUGACACGACCUCCUCCUGCUCCAUUUCCUCCUCGAAAAAUGUGAAUAAAACCAGUAAUUCUACGUCUGGAGCAGUAGAAGUAGACCAACAGAAUCAGCACCUGGAAACAAGUGGAGGUCCGCGCCACAGCCACAGCUCGUCUGCGGGUCGUGCCGCGCAAAAUCAAAAUGCUGGGACGACCAUAACCACAAACAACACAACCUCGCUGACGAAAACCACGAACAGCUGCAACACAGAUGAACCCGGCGACACGGUGAACACUGGCAAUGGUGCGACAAUCAUCGAACAGCAAAUGCACAGUCAGCAGAUGGCUAGUACGCAGAAUCAUGGAUACUACGGGUCCUCUUCAGCGAGUUCGGUGAACCGAUUGUCCACCUCCGAUAACAACCUGGACAUGCUUAUUCUGAGCAGAAACGUCCCCACCCCAGAGUUGUCAUGCAAAUCUGCAUGCGAAAAAAGUUUAUCAUGCGGAGCCCCAUGCGAAGCCAUUUCUAGUCGUGUUGUGGCAUUUGUGAUGCUAGAAUCCGCGUGAUAGGCUAGAUCUGUGGUGCUGCUAAACUACCUAAACAGGAUUACACUACAAGGACAAACUUGUCAUGCGAAGCAACCAAAGCUGCUUGAUUUUGUCUAGCAGAUUUCCCAUCUUGGCUCUGGUAUGGGGACGAUUUUACAUAUGAUAAUGCUUCACGUCUCGGACUCCGCCGCAGCCGCCCAACAGCAGGCGCAGCAUCGAGCCCAGCAGCAGGCCGAGCGCGAGCGACAGGGUGAACAUUUGCAGGGUCGUAAUAUGGAGCAGAUGAAGACCGCGACGAGUUCGAUUGGGAGCAACGUGGCCAUUAUCAACGGGGCGCACUCGAUGUUCAGUAAGGAAGAAGUCGAAACUACCGGUUGUACAGGACCACCCCCAGCACCUUCAGGGGCAGGAGGCCAUAAUUCCUCUUCAGGGGUGGAGCACCAGCAGCAAAACAACAGCACUUCUCGGAUGAAAGACGGAACCACUACAACCGGCGGCGCGGGUGUUCUUGCUAGUGGGUCGAGUUCUAUCUUUGGCCGGUGGAGCGCCACUUCUACCGCAGUCGCGGACCAGCACAAUGUCGCCGAUCAGGCCGCUGCGACUUCUUCUACUGCCGCAGCGCAUCAACAUGCUGGAAGUAGUGAUUUAGCACCUGCUAAUAACGGCGUGAGUACAACGUCGAUAACUGGCAUGCAACACAAUAGCACGCCAGGACCUCUUUGUGGUGCUCCAGGAGGCGCUGGCACCCCUCCACGGUCCGGCACCUCUAGUAGUUCCACUUCGCACAACAGCAGUUCCGCCUCUCUGAACCCGAUCAAGACCAUAUCCGGGACGUCCACAAAAAAGCACCAGUACCGGUUCUACUUCCGCAACAGCCACUUUCGCCGGUGCGUCUCCGUUAUGCAUUGCAAAUAUGUCUGGGUCUGGAAGAUUAAAACUUGUCAUGCUAAAUCCGAAUAAUGCAAAAAUUUGUGUUGCAUGAGUGCCAAGACAGCACAGGAAGCGGGUUAUUCGGAGAUCGCUGCGGAUUAUUCGGAGAUCGCUGCAAGACAGCACAGGAAGGGGAGCGGGGGGACGACUUCAGGCGACGCAGGAUCCCUAUGAUUGAAGUGACAUAGUGACGGACCGAAAAUCGGACACCAGGCCGAGCGACUGAAAAGUCUGAGAAAUGCACUCCGGAGAUUUUUGAAAAACGCACAGCAUCGAAAUCAUAGAAAAAAACGAAAACACUAUUUCCCGUUUGAAUAAAAAAAGAAAAGGCCCGGCAGGCUCGAGGACUGCCGGAAAAUAUGACCCGGCGCGUUCGCCUUAAGAUCCUGCCCUCAUACUUCUCAGAUUGUUUCAGCGCAGUCAGAUUAAGGAUCUCCAGGGGAUCCCUUAAGUUGCCAACGAACGCGACAGGGCCAAGAUCACCCCGAUAAGCUUCAGGCGAAUCGCGGGGCGCGUUUCAAAAUGUCCAAACUUUCAAACAGGCGGCGACGAUAGGCCAAGAAGAUCGACCGCACUCAGAGAAACAAGCGCGGCGCGGAUCCAAAAAAAAAAAAAACGAAGGUAACAGAGCAAAACGCUGCGCAGAGGUCGAGGAGCUGAGAAGAGAAGCCGCGAAGAUUUCACACCAUGCGCCGAAGUAAAGCCGUUGGCGUCGCGGGUUAAAUUGGCAGGAGAGUGAAACUGCGGACGGAGUUUUCAGAGAGAUAAACGGGGAGGCGAGUUAAAUUAGCAGGGGGAUGCAGGCGAGUUAAAUUGAGAAAGGGGAAAGGAGGAGAAAAGGGAGACCAUUACUAUACAGGAGGCUCAGCCGGCCGAUGGCUCGCAAAUUUGCCGCCUAAAAGGCUGCCGAUUUUUUUCUAAUAUUGUGGGGCCCACAUUGUUCCGGCUUGUGGCCCUCCUUUUUUCUUUUCGUCGUGGCCCCACGAGUCUGGGGCCCCAAGGGUUCUAGAGGUAGCCCGGGCAAGGGUUUUUUCGUCGGUAGUUUUUGCAGGUUUUGGAAAUUGGGGCGCUGGGGAUUUUUUUUAAUUUUUUUGGCGAAGAUUGCCCGCCCCAGUGUCUGCAGGGCCCGUGGCGCAUCGGGGCCCGGGGUUUCCAAGGUUUGCGCCCCUGCGAUUUUAGUUUUUGCCCCAGAGGGAAACGGCGCGACUGUUUUCCAUUUGUCUCGGGCCGCAUAUCAAUGGCCCCGGCCCGCCCGGCCGAGGUUUAUGAGGGGCGCAGAGGUGGGGUUGGGGGGGGCUAAUUUGGGGUCUAAUUUCGCGUCUAAUUUGUUUCUAAUUCAAGCAUAGGGAAUGCGAAAGGGUUUGCAAUGAAAAAAAUUAGCCGUGAUUUAGCCAGGAAUUUAGGCGCGAAGUUAGUCGCCUGCCUUAGCAUCGAUUUAGGCAAGGAAUUAGUCGGGGCAAGAGGUGCCCCGCCCGGUCUGUUUCCGGCUAGGUGGUUGCUGUUGAUCAUUUCGCCGGGCGGUUUCCCGGUUUUUUGUGUGGGCGAAUUGCCGCCCCCCCUAAUCUUGCACACCGCGCCUGGCCUCCCCUCGGGGUCGCCUCCCUUCUGGGCCAUUUUCUCUCUGGAUGGGAGGAGCCCCAGGGCGCUAGGUAUUUGGCCGCGAAGUUCUUGGCCCCGUUCGUUUUUGGUGUCCCACCCCCCAUGAUUUUUGCCCGGUGGUCUUCGGGUUGGGUGUUGUCUUUGGCGGCAUUGCCGCCACUUUCUUUCUUUGUUUUCCUUCGCGACAUUAGAAAAAAUAUAGCAAGUUUUAAGCCUCGGAGAAUGCCCGGGGCCGGCUGCCUGAGGAGGCCAUCAGCUAGCGAGUAGUUAAACAGCCUCGCCGAAAUUAUAGGGCUUUUUCUUUUAUAGUAGAUCAAGGACGGCGAGAGCUCUUUUUAAAACCCCCCCGCCGUCCCAUAUUUGCAUGUGCGGGGAGUCUAAGUAACAUGGCUUGCCAGAGUCAUUGACGAACCGGGAAGAUGGGUGGUGGGGAUUACCGUUUUCAGACAGGCCAGCCGCCGUGAGUGACCUGACUACCGCCUCUAUUAUUGAGGGAGCGUGUGUCCUCCUCGACUGAGUUGCGUGCGCGGCCCAUCCGUGUUCCGCGUAAAACUCUACAGGAGAGUGUGCGCCGCGUCGAAAGGCUCCCUUCCGUACGGAGCGCCCCGAACCCGUUUUAGCGCACCUUUAUGAUGGCCUCACUGUUAUGAGAUGUUAGAUCAGUUACAGUUUGUAAAACCCAGUCUGUUUAUGCUAGCAGAUGGCUAGUGCGCUGUGAACCCCCAGGACCAGGCUGACUUAGUCCCGACCGAAGUGGUAGGCGCUAGGAUGAACUAUGUAUGUAGCGCCUAGGGCCCUUCCGUGCGGCCAAUAUGUAUGUCCCGUAACGGGGAUCGCCUAUGUCGGUCAUUUAUAUGCAAGGCGAUGGGUCACCCGGUCGGCAGAGCCGAUCCAUACGAACGAACGAAUGAGUGCCAAAAGCUGUCCACUUUCGACCAAGUUGGGAGGUAGUUUCUCAUGCGGGAUAGGCAUGGCAGAGACCUCACAGACUCUGUCAUGCUAGGCCCUGCAUUCCAGACUUCAUGGGUCAUGGAAAAUCUGCAUGACAAAGCUCGCAAUCUUCCAGACCCGGACAUUUUUACAGUUGAUAUCCGUGGAGUGUGACUACAGCGAGUUCACCGCGUGGCUGCAGUUUUUGCAGCACCUGCGCCGGGGGAACCGGGUGCGCCAAGUGGACCUGAUGGCUCUGAACGCGCGAAUUUCGUUUCUGGACGUCACGUAUGAACUGCAAAAAUGUCUGGGUCUGGAAAGUUGGAACUUGUGAUGCUACCUUUGGACUCUACAUAAAAUCUGUAUUGCAUGAACAGCAUAAGAGGCGCAAUCUGCGCUAAUCGGACAGGGCGUUUCUGAUGCGGUAUGAGCAUCAGAGAGCCCUCACAGAAUCUCUGAUGCUAGGGCAUGCAUUACAGACCUCAUGGGUCAUGGAAAAUCUGCAUGACAGACUUCUGCAUUCUUCCAGACCCAGACAUUUUUACAUUUGAUAUCACGGCGCUGUGCUCGCACAUCCGCCACCUGUCGACCAAGGUGGAGCUCUUUCGUUCCUUGACGUUCGGCAACUACGUGCCGCCCGGGCUGGCCAUAUGCAACAUUGCAAAUAUUGCGUCUGGGUCUAGAAGUGAAAGGUGGAGAUGUCGAUUGUGUCGUCGUCGUGCAGCUUUUGCAUCCUUCACACAAGUGACGCGGAUGUUGACUUCCCCCGAAAGCCUAUCCAGGCUUGUUUGCAGAGGUGGUGAGAUGCCUGUUUUGUACGGAGAAACUCAAAAUUGUUCUUUGCGUUCUAGUGAAGCAAUGUUGGGACGAACAAGCGCGCUCGUGCAGCACAAAUUUUUGCGUGAUUCGAACUUGUUCGCAUCACAGGUGUAAGUGUAAUUGAAUCCUUCCAGAACAGCACCAGACGUAUACUUGCAAUGCAUAGGCCAACUACGCGUACCACUCUGAGUACUUUUUCGGCAAGUCGGUGGUGGAAAUUUCGUCGGCCGGUACCUGUAGUUCAUCUUCCGGCAGCAGUAUUUUCCCCGGGCAGGAAGACGGAAACAGUAUUUUCUUGACGGGGAAUCAAAUCAACAUUCCCACGACAGGAAGUACUGGCACAAUCGGUCUGCUGGUUGGAGGUGGAUCUGCAGGGGGGGCCGCACCUCUAGCGCUUACCUGGGACGACGACUACUACAAAACCACGGGCCCGGGAAGGUGCGGCACAACCACAACGACCACGACAGCCACAACCUCCGUGAGGACGGACAUGGACAUGGUAAAUGAGUCCGCAAAAAAUUUUGCCGGAUCAUCUACUCGUUCGGAAACGGCUUCCGGUGGUCCUAGUCGUGGAGAAGCUGCUGGGAGCGGAGCUCCGGUUGGUGGACCUGAAAAUGAGGUGACAAAUUCUACUUGCGGUCGUGCUGGAACAUCUUCUAACCUUGCCAUGGUUCUUUCCCAGCUACAACCGCAAGCCGAGGGCAUUGUGGAGAAAAACCUCCGGCGAUUGGAAGAUUACUGGCUCGGCAUCCGGCCCGGCAAAUCCUUCCAGUUUUAUCCAAAAGAAAAACUGUGGAAGUGUAACUUUGGAGCAGGAUGCUGAGUCGCAUCACAAAUUUGUUUGACACAUUAAUCUGUCAUGCGCAGCGGCACCUAGUACGUCAGUAAAGUACGUGAAACUGAAAACACUUAUGAAGCGAACCCAUGAUGAAGACGCACAACCAGCAUGACAACUGUGACUGGAUUGAACAUGAUCUGCAACACAAACUUACCUAGACUUGCGCAGUUUUUUUCUUGCAUGAGUUUUUCGGCAAAAGUACAGCUCCUACCGCCGGUAGUUCGGGUAGAAGCGCUUCAUCUACUAUCGUCCCUGCAGAUGCACAAGGCGGCAGGGAGCAAAGAGCAGCUGCCCGUGGUAGUAGCAGAUCGGCGUCUUGCGGUACUUCCACUGUUGGUGCCAGGUCGACGUCGAGCAGACGAGACCACGAGGAUAAGAAAACCUCGCGGGCGAGUGAUGAAGAAGAACAUGAGGCACUAGAACUGCAGCAAGGCACUGCAACGAAUAGUAGUAAAAAUGUCCACAAUUUGAUGAUGAAAAACGGGAGGACGAGUUGUAGAACUACUAGCGGUGCAGCUGUUGGACCAGCAGGAGCAGAAGGACAAGGAGUAGUUGUUGCGGCUUCCUCCAGUAGUCCAGCAGGAGUUCUUUACAACAGCAAACUCCCCUCCUCGUCGGCGCAUGUCGUUGGCACAACAACUUGUACAAGGCAACAAGCUGGAAAUAAUAACAAUCCCUCACAGUGGUCACAGCCUCACACGAAGAUCAACCCAAAGGCCGGCCGGAUACACCACUCGUUGAAGCAUGCUAAUAAUCAUCUGUCGUCCGGCUCCGGCUCCUCUCAUCAACAUCAUCUGAUGCGAAUGCACAAGGCAAAAUUGAUGCAGCUGCCGGUGGUAGAGGAGGGAGUAGAGCUGCAAGACGAGGACGAGGAAGACGACGUCGAGGAUGAUCCACCGCACAGCAAAAGAACGAGCCCGGUUGAUGUGCUAUCACCUCCCUGCUCGUCGGCAGAAGAUGAAGGUGACGAGAUAUUGUUGAAAGCUACCCUUGGAACCACCACGACCACUGCAACGCGGCCCGACGACCACCUCGAAGAAGCAGAAGGCGAGGAGAGCACGAGGAAAGCCGACACUGAUAUCGUUGAAUCUACAACUACGAAUCGUGAUGUGCGACCGCUUCCGCGACAAGAAAAAGAAGCCCCGCCGGGUUUGCAAAUAGCACAACUGCGAGAUGAAGAGGAUGCGGCCUUCGAAACGCCGCGAAAGGUUAGGGCAGUAGCUAAGAUCGAAGCGAAUCUCCUCGUCGAGCGACAAGCAUCCACGACCGCGCCUUCUGUAGAACAAGUUCUUGAUGGGGAUGCAGAUGCUACAACUGGUUGUACUGACGCCUCUACUCUUUACUCGCCGCCAGAUCAUCUUCCUGAAGACAACUGGUGUGUAGUUGACGACGAGAACCACCUCCAGGAGCACGAAGACAAGCAAGGCGGCGCGCCUUCUGGUGCAAGAACUGCAGCAUCACAAUAUUUGAAUGUUUCCGUUGGAAGUUGCUCGACGCGUGUUGGUGAGGUGUCGCAAGACCUUUCCACCUCAAGCAUCCAGGACGAGGACCACAGCCUCCUGAUGUUGACAGGAGAUGUUGAACAAGAACCGCAGCAAACACUAACGCCGGACUUGUUGAUCUCUAGUAGGUGCGUCAGCGAAGAACAAGCAUCCACCGGCUCUUCGUUGCUCGUCGGGUCUACGUUUUUGCUCGAAUCCCCACCUGUCAGUGAGGAGACCAAUGUGGACGUCGAACAUCAAGGGCGGGCUCCUUCUGCAAGAGGACCUCCACGGGAUGCUCAGCACAAUUUCUGUGCAACUUCCAACUCGGACGGCGCAAAGACGUUGUCCCUCUCACCCACACGUGGUUGCACGCAAGAUGACCGGAGGAACAACGAUUCCACACGACCGUCUGACGUCACGCCACUGUUGCUGCACUCCCCCGACUUUCUCGCUACGGAGAGACCUCCACGAAGGAGCGAUACGAAGUUGAAGCCCCCCGGUGGGGCGGCCCCGGCCGCCGCGCAAAAGUCGAUGGAUUAUGUCGGGACAAAAAUUGUAGUAUCCGACGAGGAGGAUCACCAACUCGAAGUGCACGGACGGGACGAGACAUCAUCAAAAGCAGGCGGGGGUUCUUUUUUCUUCACGGACGAGAAUUCUUGCGCCACCGGGGUGGAUGUGGACCAGAACUCUACCACCGACGUGAACAGCGAAGUAGAGGACUUUUCAACGUCGGAGCAGGAUAAUUGCUAUCACAAGAAAAAGUGUUAACGUUUACGAAAUUUGUUAUGCAGUAAUGCAUCAGGAAAUGUCAGGUGCCUAAAUUUGUAUUGCGCAGCAUGCAUGGAAGGCAAAAUUUGUAAAUGCAUAACUGCCAUCUGCGAAAACCGUUAACGUUAGCACUUUUUUGUUUGAUAAUUGCACUCCGCGCUCGUGUGUUUCAAACACCACUUCUAAUGCCGAUGAGCAGGAUGAUGAUUUCUACGGUCGUGGUCCAGGUGUUUCCUGCGCUGAGGAAGAUGAAAAUUACUACAACGCCAAGCCUUCUUUGCUUGACACGUUUUGGCACAGCGUGUCAGCUUUCAUGACGUCUAGCACUACAACUACUUCCAGUGGAGAGAAUAUUAACACGACCAGCGAACAUGGUGCCGACAAGAAGCUUUUUGGCACUAAAAAUGGGAGAAGACCGAACGACAUUCUUUCGUCGGAGGCGCGUCGUGAAGUAGACCACCAGCAGGAUGGAAGUGCUAUUAGGCACGCUUUCACAUCAACAUCUUCGUCCGCUGGUGGUGAGUAUCAGCAUCAUGAUCACCAUUCCGACCAGUCCACGCGGUCCCCCUCGUCAGCCGCUUCGGGAGGUUCCGAGUCCGAUUUCCAGUCGCUGACCUUUGGCGCCUUCCUAUCCUGAGUAAAGAUGUCCCCACCCCAGAGUCAAGAUGGGGAUUUUGCAACACAAACCUAGAGGCUUUGGAACUCACGCAUCACAAGUUUCAGUCCGUAGUGUAGUGCAGCUUAGCAAGGGCAAACGCAUCACAAAUCCAUCUGCUUAUCCUGGUUACAGCAUUGCAAAUGCCAAAACACGACUGGAAAUGCCUCUCAUGGAGAUGCGCAUUACAAAUGUUCCUGCCAUUGCCAAUCUGCAUGACAACUCUGGGAUGGGGACGUUUUUGCAAGUGAUACUUUCACGACAAACCCAUCACGGUGAAGGUUCCAAAACUCCAUGGUCGGCGCGCCGGGAAACAGAGUUUUACUGGACCGACGAAGAUAUCAAACAAAAAAAGUUCGUCACGAUCACUCAUGCGCAUUUUUGCAAUACAAAACUUCCUGUCAUGCGUAAAAAUGCAUCACAGCCAAACUUCCUUAGGGAUUUCCCUAGUGUUUCUGCAAUACAAAGAAAAGCUGUGAUGCUGAAAAAAUUUGUAAUGCAAAACCUGCAAGGUAGUGACUGUGACAAACUUUUUUCUCUCCAUAGAAGAAAAAAACAAACCAGUAUCCCAUCUGCAAAAGUACCAUCCUCGCAUGAUCACGGGUUAUAAUUCUAAUCAUACGAUGAAAUUCCAAUUUUUGCAGUACCAGUAGUACCGCGGAAAUUUGCAGCAGUACUAUACUUGCAAUACGAGUCUUGAUCGGUAUGAUCGCAGAGGUUUUAAAACCUCUUUCUCUCCAUCUUUCAGAUGUUGGUAUUUGCUUGUUGUACUGCAUAAACAAUUUUUUGUGAUGCAAUAAUUUCUACUACUACUUAUGGUUAUGAAUGAAGAGGAAAAUCCUCAUGCGGUCGUGUACUUUUCCUACUGCAUAAGCACCAGCACGGGCCCUCGUCCCAGUCCGAUGUUGAGUCCACGGCUUGCACGGAAUCAGACCAUGAACUUUGUCAUGCAGAAGCUGGAACGGCAGCUACACUCUCGGUCUCGCCCGACGAAGCAGGCGGUGUUGGAACGGCACAGGAGACCCCGGCGAUCAGGUUGAGCGACAAGCUGAAGACUACGUCCGAAGUAGAGACGACGACCUGUGCACGAGCGAAGAAACUCUCUUGCACCACCACCGCGCGAACACGGAUCAACCGGGCCGCCCUGUCGCACCACCCCAACCUGGAGCAGAACAACCUGUCGAACCGUUGGGAGGCCGAGAUGAAGCAGCCCAUAGAACAGGAGACGCGGAUCACGCAUAUGGCUUGCUCAGAUGUUGCAAUCUUCAAUGUGGCAAUAGAGUCUGGAUUUUGUGUUGCAUGAUGAGCAUGACAGACACAGACUUGGUCCACUUUCUGCAAUACAAAUCUCGCCAGAUGAUGAUUCUAGUGCGGUUUGGGACUCCGGAACUUGUCAUGCGCAGACCUGUGGGAGAUGAAGGCUAGGUCAUGCACUUUUUGGAUCACAGAUUUCCAAACUCUAUUGUAACGUUUGAGAUUGUAACACCUGAGCGCGUUAUAACGCACUACCGGGCCACGCCCAACGUGAUCACGCCCGCCUACGUUCUCGGCGCGACCGGCUCCAGUACCACCAACGCCAUCAAAAACGUCGCGGACACCUGGCUCAUCCAGCGCGUCAUCUUAUUCUAUGUAAAAACGUCGUUCACCCCUUUCCGGAGGCGAGAUCAGAAAUCUGGUUAGACAGAUCUUCUUGUUCGAGAAGCACAUUGUCGACUCCGCAUGCUUUUGAUGACAUGCAGUGUGUAUGUGUCUGUCUCUGUGGUCGUGCUUGGCUAUAAAUAGCCGCAUCACGACGAAUUGAAAUUGUAAUUGGCCAUGUUGUGGUCCUGCUAGCAAGAGCAUGAUUUUUUCGGAAGGCUGGUCCAACACGUCAUAUGGAAAGUGCUGCUCAUUGGGAAUCAUGAUGAGAGACUUCUGGGGCAGCUGCAUGCAGAUUUGCAUGACCUCCAAUUAACAUGCGGUUUGGGGCCCCCGACGUUUUUGCACAGGAUACGUCUCCACUGCCUCCACCGCCGGGGGCAAUUUGUUCAUUGCAAACAACGCCGGGCAAGUCAACGCUGCGUUGGUGGCCGCGGGGAGUGGAGGUGUCACUGGAGGAGCGGGCGCAGCUUCAUCCCAGGCCGUUGCCCACGCGGUUGCGGCCUCAAGCACUGGUGCAACUUCUGUGGGCGCGACCAGCGCGGCGUCCGCAGGAGGGGCCUCCUCGUCCCUGGCAGGUGGUAUCAACGCGAUCGGAGAGAAUUUCUUGCCGCUAAAACACUACACCUUCAAAGUGGACCCGGUACUACUCCUACGCUUCUAUUCGUUCAUUUAAUAGAGCAGGGCCCGUUGGAUGUUGUAGUUGUUGUGAUCCAUCUGCGUGACAGACCACCAUGGAAAAUUUUUUCUAAAGCUGAUUAAUAGUAGGCAUACGCAGUUCCAAGUAACUAUACCGAACAACUAGCAAAAAUAAACUCAGAUGCGUGGCGGCCUGCACGUGAUUCGGCAGCACCCUGCGGCGGGCCCCAGCUUCGCGAAUGCUUCCUCUGCGGUGGCCGGAAAGGAUUACAUGCUCGCGCCCACGAGUCUGGCCAUGUCGAUGUCUGUGUCCAUAGGGGUGCAGUCCGUGCUGGGUUUGGUCCGGUCCCUGUGGCUGGCCAAGGAAGACACCAAAAUGUCCGACAUCGGCAAGGAGCUGGCUGUCGACGCGGGGUAUGGAUUGUAAAAAUGUCUGGGUCUGGAAGAUUGUCAGAUUUGUCAUGCAGCUUUUCCAUGACACACGAGGUCUGGAAUGCAGGACCUAGCAUGACAGAUUCUGCGCGAUCUCUCUCAUGCCUACCCUGCAUGAGAAACUCCCUCCCGACUUGGUCAAAACUGGACCACUUUUGGUAAUCAUGCAACACAGAUUUUUCAAUGCUUCAGAUUUAGCAUGACAAGUUGCAUUCUUCCAGACCCAGACACUUUUACAUUUGAUACGGGGAAGGGAGCCUGUGUUGGCGCUAGCUACUGGAGUGUCCUACAGUUGAUUAAUGCCGCGCAAGGAUGUGCCUCGAUGGUAAGAAAAAGAACUAAAUAAUCUCUGUCUCUAUACAUUCAUAAGUACAAGAAAAACGGGGUGUGUUUCUUUGAUUCAGAAGAGUGAGAUAGUACUCCUCGUAGUUGAAAAUCCAUUUCCGACUUGCGGUCGUUGUUAAUACUUGUAAAAAUCUUCCUCAUACUUUUCCUGCGGCUCGCCAAGUAGUUGAAAUCUGAAUCGCCUUCUGCAUCUUGACCCAACAACAUCUGAAGGACCACGCUAGAAGUACUACGCCUACCACUUUCAUCUACAUGCGAAAUGAAUUUUAUAUCAGCCCACCAUGCAGUUUGCUGCUAACUACCUUGCCCUGAACCCGACGCCGGCGCUGCUGGGCAUUCUGGGCUCCGGGUGGAUUUAUCAACUGCAAAAGUAUCGUACUCGUAUGAAUGCAUUAGAAAUCUCCUCAGCAUGAGAAAUAAAAUUUGUAAAUGCUGGUACUGAUUUACCUUUAAGAAGAAACUGCAUGAUUGCAAUACAAGUGCGAUACUUCUGCACAGGAUAGGAUUGCGCUUCGGUAUUUGAUGUACACCCAGAAGCACCUUACGCAGGAGCAGUUUCUCGCGGACGCAGUGUUCAGCGGGUACAGCAAUGGCAUGGGCGCGGCCGCGUGUAUUCUCGGGGCCAGUCUGGGGUGGAGCCCGGCGCUGUGCGCGAUCCUGGGCUGUUUCGUCGGCUCGGGGGUGGCGGCCUACACCUACGAAUGUUGGCGCGAGGAAUCCACCCUGAUUUUGUGCAAGAAACUACGGAAGCUAGCCAUCGUGACGCUGGGUCUGCCCCAGCAAUUUGACGAGCAGCUGCUGAACACGCGUUACCGCACCCUGGCACGGUACACCCACCCGGACCGAAACAAAUCCGCCGACGCCAAACAGAUGUUUGAGUUGAUUCAGCUGGCACGGGAAAUCUGCAGAAACGAGCUGACGGACUACGAGGAAGCAAAACAGAGGCUGAACCAAUUGUGGGGCUAUUUACAAGAAAUCAAAUAAUUAUGAGGCAUCCUAGGUACUAGAUUUUGAUUUCAUGUGUAUCUGGUGUAUGACUUUUGAUAAUGGAACUUUUUUUUUGUUGUUCGGCUUUUCUGCUCUUGUGCUGUUAUAAUUUCAUUCAGAAACAACUACAAAAAAUAGGCUUCUAGGACGAGCACCACUUGACGUGGCAGCCACAAGAAGUAUCGGGUCUUCUCAAUAAUAAUAGACGAACGAGGAUGAUGUUUUAAUUUUAAAAUGCAAACGCAACAGGCUGCUAUUGCUAUUUUUUCGAGCAAGGCGGUAUUCUUGCUCUUCAGAUUUAGAGGAACUUGAGUUUAUAGGUGUAGGAACAGUAGGUCAUGAUGUUAAGAAACAGAAGGAUGUCUAUGCAAAUAGAAGAGAAUGCCAGAAUUGUAUAUGAUUAUGAUAUAAAUGAAAAUGUAUUAAAAGGGAGAUGUCAAUCGCCCGUCACUAGAAGUGGCACAAAUCGAUUGAACUCGUGAUCUUUCCAGACAACUACAGGAGGUCCAAGAUACUUUUUCGGAUCAGGUGCUAUGCGGUGUUGGCGUGGGACCCCACUAUGCUGCGUCGCGGGCUGCAGAUGGUACUGAGACCCAAUACGACCAGCACUGGCAUUUAUUUUUAUUUCCAAGAAACAAGAUGCAAGCAAUAACAAUAACAUUAACAAACAACGAUCUGCGCACGGGCUCCAGUGCCGUUGGUGCCGUCAGUCUUGAUUUCAUGUACUUUUGAAGUAGAAGGCAAAUGGAAGUUGCUUUGCUACUUCGAUUCUGUAGCGCUGGACAAGAUAGGUACUACGUUUUCAUCAUCGGGGGGACUAUGUCAUUCCCCCUCUCCCCGCACGGAAGAUGAAUUAUGGCCCACGAUUACUAGAGCACGUGCUUUAUUUAGCUUUUGUAGCUGCGUUGUUUUUGUUGUGCUGGUUUGUACUCGGAUGAAGUUGUCAAAAAAGCUAUGACGAGUUGAAAAGAACCAAGUACCGGCAAAAAUUUUGCAGCUGCGAUUGUGUAACUCAGCAAGGUGGCACAGGCAAACGGUCAUCGCAUGAUAUAUAACAGUCUCAUCUGCGAGCGGUAAUAUGCUACCUAUGGACCCAUUAGGAAAAAUGUUAAGUUCUUGAUGUGGAUGGUUGUGGCGUUUCUAAAAAGAAUGCGCCCAGCGAAAGACGAUAGCAAGUGCAUGGUCUUCAGGAUCGUGCAUCGAUUUAUCGAUCACUCAAAGCUUCAGCAACACCAGUGCAGGUGGAGCAGUCUAUACUUCUAAAGAAUGUUCUUAAAUAUUGACCGCAAGAGGGUCGCAACUAAGAAAGUUGCUCCACAAUUUCAAUAUAGGUUUUUCUUUUUAUCUUCUUUCCUUUCCUUGAGGAGAAAUUUUUUUCAACAUUUUUCUCUCGUGACCUGUACAAAGCAGUGCAUUUGGAAAUACUAUUUAGAUACGAAAAUAUACACAUUGGAGAACUUUUUUUGCUGUCCAUUUGUAGUUUGUUCUUGUUGUUGUCUCUACAGUCUCUUUCUGCACUACUAACUUCAGAAUCGUCUUCUAUCAUCGAAAUAAAAAGGUAGCUCCUAACAAAGCAACUUUACAGGUCGUGAAGAACAGACCUGAAUCACAGAAAAACUACUGUGCACGGUGCUGGUCUCACAACCGUUUUUACCCUACUUGUGUAUGCGCGUUUGAUAGGGCGCAUUGAGCUAUCAAGUACAGGGCACAAAGAUAACGGAUUCAACAGUUCCGUCGGACGGCAGAGGUUGAUUGUACUAGGGACUGGCUUGAAGAAGUCGUCCAGGCGUUGUAGAAAGGAGGAAAUACAACUGUACUGAAAAUGACUAUAGACUUCUUGAACGACGAUGGUGUAAGAAUAACCUCCAAAGGACUUGGAGCUCAUCUUCUAUCUGGAAGAACCGAAAAGAGCACAAAACGAGGGAAGUCGAGCGCUUGAUCUCUUUUGAAGAUGUCUAUAACGAGGAGCGGAGCGGAAGGAGGCGAGCAAGCAACGGCGAAGUAGCAAC
Molecule: messenger RNA, 26483 nt
Organism: Amoebophrya sp. A120
Lineage: Eukaryota; Dinophyceae; Syndiniales; Amoebophryaceae
Source: the annotation of a GenBank genome assembly